GCUUUGCUCUGCAAUUUACUUUUGCUUCGCUUUUUUUUGGUUUUCGGCAUAUUGCUCGGUUAUUUGUAGAGUCUAACUUCGCUAUGUUUUCUUGGAUUCGGCUCCUCGGAGCCCUUCUUCUACUUGCCUCUGUGGCCCACGCGCAGUUCCAGUUCUUUGAGCAUAUGUUUGGAGGUGGCGGCGGCGGUGGUGGUGGUCACCAGGGUCGUCAGCAGGCGGCGCAGAAUGUUCCGAGUGAUAGCUCGCGGUAUCAGAGUCAGUGGGAUUCAGCCCAUUGUGAUAAAUACCUCUGUCCUGGUACCCUCGCAUGCGUCCAUUUCCCACACCAUUGCCCGUGUCCGCAUCCCGAUGUCGAAGAGAAGGUUGAGCUUGGCGAAGGAAGUGCCGUUUGUGUGUCGAAGGGAGGUUACAAGGCGGGUGAGGCGGCGCGGAAGAUUGAGUUGGCGCGCAAGGGUCUUUUGUGAUUGAGUUGUCGCAAGAGGUGGUGUAACUUUUUCGGCUGGAUUUGGAACUACUGGUGUCUGUGUUGGUGCUUAUCGGCUCUGGAUAUGUCUUGGGUAUCCUGCUGCUUAGGGUUACUAUUGAGACCUGCGCGUUGAACUGCGUCGCGGUUAAAUGGCUCUUGCAGAAUUAUUGCAUUGUUUGUGUCAAAGCGCUCUCGGAUAUCGCAAAGACGGCUGCUUUUGUGCUAUGAAUGGCCAGCAGCUCGAAUUCCGGGUCAUCGCCUUGCGAUUGGGUUGUUGAUCAGAGGCACCAAACCGUACCUGAUUCACACGUUCUGGGCAUCUGCGCUUACUUCUUUGCGUGGUUACAGUAAAUAAUGUGCAUUCCAAUGUC
Molecule: messenger RNA, 837 nt
Organism: Aspergillus neoniger CBS 115656
Lineage: Eukaryota; Fungi; Ascomycota; Eurotiomycetes; Eurotiales; Aspergillaceae
Gene: lcl2
Product: protein lcl2
Exons: 2
Coding region: 84-464 (126 amino acids)
Source: RefSeq, a predicted model, not a curated record